UAUGUAUUUUACAAUAUUAUUGAUUUGUGUAUUUGGUCAAACCGAAUCAAUUCAGCCCCGCAGCGUGAAUCUAGCAUUAGACACAAUACUAGAGUUUAACGAUAAAGAAACAGACCUGCAAAUCAUUGACAACGUCGAAAAAUUCUUGGGUAAAAUAAAAAAUGUACUCAAAGAAAAAAGUGGAAGAAGAUCGAUGGAUAAAGACUUUAAAUUCACCGAUUACCUCAUUAACUUCUUCGAAAUGAUCAACAGAUAUGAUGACGAUGAUUUGGAGGACGUCGUCACCGUCAUCGAUGAUGAAAUAAGAAAAUAUCAUUACGCUGGCUGUAAAUUUUUCGAAUUAUUACAAAAUAAUGAUAUGAGGAAAUUCGUCGGACGAAAAUUGAAUCAGAUUAAAGACAAAACCCCUGAUGAUCUGAGAUAUGAUAUAGAAACAGUCAUCGAUACUUUAAAAACGGGAGAAGAAGGUAUAAAAGAAUUUUUAGAUUACAUCAAUUCGUUAUACCCUAAAGAGUCUAGAGACAAACUCAAAAACUUCUUAAACAAUAUUGAACUUUAUAAAAGUAAGUCUAAAAGAGCUAAUUUAGAUCUAAUUAAAAUUAUCAGAGAGGGUCUAAGGAAUGCUAUAUUUGACCAUUACACUAACUUGAACGUUAACGCGCGUAAAGAUUUCAAAAUCAGACUGGAAACGUUUUGGAAAAACUUCAUGGACCCUUUUAGACAAGGGCAUAAGGUUUGGAAUAUAAGAUAUACGGAAUUUGACAAACGUGGCAGAGACAAAACUACGAAAGGUACUUCACCAGUCAAUCAUGUCUUUAAUGAGCAUACUAAUAAAGAAGAUGAUGGAAACAAUCUUCAGUUUAAUACUGUAAAGUAUUUCGAAAAUUCAAAAGUUACAACUCCUGAAGUUAUGGAAGUUAAAUUCGAUUCUAAAGAUUUAUUGAGAGUAGAAUUUCCAAAAAUAAAUAUAAAAGAUACUUCUCAAAAACCUACAAACAACAAUGAAUUAAACUUUAAUACCAUAAAAGAUCGUGACCCGCAAAUAAAUACACUCCAAAGGACGUCGUAA
Molecule: messenger RNA, 1069 nt
Organism: Manduca sexta (tobacco hornworm)
Lineage: Eukaryota; Metazoa; Arthropoda; Insecta; Lepidoptera; Sphingidae
Exons: 3
Coding region: 2-1069 (355 amino acids)
Source: RefSeq, a predicted model, not a curated record